Molecule: messenger RNA, 5112 nt
Organism: Panonychus citri (citrus red mite)
Lineage: Eukaryota; Metazoa; Arthropoda; Arachnida; Trombidiformes; Tetranychidae
Exons: 4
Coding region: 374-3745 (1123 amino acids)
Biological process (GO): chromatin organization
Cellular component (GO): nucleus
Molecular function (GO): protein binding; nucleosome binding
Source: RefSeq, a predicted model, not a curated record
UUAAUUACUAGUUACUGCUAGUUAUCACUAAUUAUCACUAGUUAAACUAACGUUAUGUUAACUUGUUUACAAGGUAAAAUUUUCAAGUGUUUUUUAUCGUGAAAAGGACUGAUAAAAUGUUUAGUUUUUUGUCGAAUCAUCAUUUAUAAAAGACGAUUUAUUAUAUUAACCAUUUAAAUCAGUGGAUCGCAAUACUUGUUUGUAACAAUUAAGUGAACAUGGAGAAUAAAUCAAACUUAAAUUAGAGAGGCUUUGAAAGUGAAAGUCCAUUUUUUACGUGUCAAUCUGGUCUUUUGGGUGAAUUUUUAUCAUUUAUUGAAUCAUUUUCUUUGGAUACAGUUGAUUCCUUGGAUCAUCUUUACAUUUGAUCUUCAUGGAAAAAGUAACAAGUAAUCAAUCAAUCGUCAAGUUGGACUGUGGUCAUGAUCAAAGUAGCGUUUUUUAUGUUCACAAGUGUUUGAGGACAUUUUGUGAAAAGUGUAAACGAGAAAAUCGGUCGUGUGUCUUGUGUAAAUCUGAACUCGUCGAAACCGAUUAUCUCAAAGCGAUUGACACCCCGGACACCGAUGACCAAACCUGUUCCAAAUGUAACAACUGUAUCGCUGAAUUUGUGGACAAGACAACUAACGAGUUUUUCUGUGCUUCAUGUAAUCAGGAUAAUAACUCAGUUAAUAUUGUGCCCAUUGAACUAGACAAUAACAACAACGAUACCAACAACAUAAAUAUAGCCGAAAAUGUUGAAAUUUAUCGUGUUUAUGUACAAAAACGAUUGGAUCUAUUGAACACAAAACUAAAAGAGUAUAGAAUCGAGAUAGAAAACGAAAGGGCCGAAUUCAAUAAAGGAAUCGGACAUAUGAGAAGUAAAUUAAAAAGUUACUUGAGUGUCAACAAGGUCAAAACAGACUCUUUGCGAGCGGAAGUAAACAAAGUAAAACAAUUUUCGAAUCAAUUGAAUCGCAAUGAUAAAUUUGGAAUAAUCGAUAUAAUCGAAUCGACAAAGCUCAACAAUGAACAUGCGGAUUCAAAAUUGAAGUUGUGGGUUAAGGAAAUCGUUCAAUCGUAUGUUAUUCCUGAAUUAAUCAAAUCGGGUGUAGAUUGGACUAAAGAAUCUGAAAGAGCUUUUCAUGAGUUGAUUCCUGGUCCGCGGAACUGGAAGCUUAAUCAUGGUCCUUUUUUUCCUGAUAAUUUGAUCAAAUUAACUUACGACGUAAUCAAAGAACAAAUUUUCCACCGAAAUGUAUGUAGAGCUUCAUCUUGUUACUGUGGACACAACAAUCUCUUUAAAAAAUUUUACGUUCUCAAAACUGAAUGUGAACUUUCACAAAAUAAUCUGGAUUAUUUUCUCGAUUGCUCAUCAAUCGCUGGUGGUGAUGUAACUCUAAUGAUUGAAACUGGUAAACGAGCUCUUAAUCAGUCUGAUUUUCUCGUCGCUCGAGUUUGUUGUGAAGAAGCUCAUCGAAUCAGUCCGAACAAUUGGAUUGUUCUUGACACUUUAAUGGGUCUUUAUUUCGUUCUAGAUGACUUCAGUAAUUGUUUAAAACUUGCGAUCAAAGGUUUGACUGCAGAUUGUAAUUACUUCAAAGCUCGUGUUUUAAUAGAAGUGAUUUUGAAAUCUUUACCAACUUUAAAAUCAGAAAUACCUGUUGGUCUUGAUUAUCUACUCGAUUGUAGGGCCGCAAGUGAUAAAACGAGAAGAACGAAAAUUUUAGACGAACUCAAGAAGAUGAAACAACUUCGUGAUAAACAAAAGAAGACUGAAACGCAACAAGAAAAUGUUCGAAAAUCUUUGCAAUCAGACCUCAACACCGAAACGAUGUCGUUAGAAUCCUUAAUUUCAGCUCUAAUAACUGUUAACAGGGGAAUGGAAAAACAAAGACUCAAUCUUAGUACAUCGAAAAUCACUGGCAAUCCUCUUUCUAAUCUUCGCCCUUCUUCCAAAGAAAAGCAAAAUAAUAAACGAAAGUGCCAAGGUCAUGAUCCACCAGCAAAACGAGAUAAAAAGAUCGAUGAAACAAUCGAUGAAAUCGAUGAAACAGUUGAAAUUAUGUUCCAAAGGAUUUUCUAUAUGCUCCCAGAAAGUAUUUCAACUCCUGAAAUAGUCCAAGAAGAUGAGUUACAGAUGGAAACACAGAACGAAGCUCAAGUAGAAAAUCUAAUUCUCACCCAAUUCCUCUCGAAACAAAAGUCGUCUGUCUCAAAAGGAAAACAAAUCCAUCUACUCAUUCCUGAUCUUCUCUAUGAGAUAGCAAGCGAAGCCACCACAGUCAGAUUACCUUCUAAUUUCAUGGAUCUGUAUGGAAUUCAUCGAAAAUGGAAAAAGUUACCGACGCCUUUAACGUGCUCUGUUGAAGAUAUAAGUGUUGACACAACAAACUUGAUUUUAAUUGCCAAUGAAGUUCAAUUCGAUGAAACCGAAGCAAUAUUUUUGACUGAAUCAAUUCCAUAUCUACGAGAUUUGAUGAGUCCAAACGAUUAUGAUAAAUUUUUCAUUCGUCUUUUGAUUCUUCGAGGAAUCAAAGAAUCCAAAGUUGAUUAUCUUCUAAUGGCAAAUGAAAUUCUCACCAAAACUAACCUGAAAUCAGUUCAAGCAGCAAAUCAAACUGUGUAUACCUCUUCUAGUCUUAGAUCAAUGAUAAACAAUAUGAAUGAAAAUAAUUUUGACACUUUAUUGGAUCAACAUCGACACGAAGAAAUUGUUGAACUAUUAGCAUCUAAAUCUGAGCUCUCUAAACAAGAAGAAAAGUAUUUUUGUCAAGCGAUUCGGUCAUCACAACAAUGGAAACGUGGAAUCGAAAUACUUUCUCAAAGUAAUCAAUACACUCAUCAAAUGCUAAAUCUAUUACGAUCUUGUUUAAAGAAUGGAGAACUAUCAAUUAAUCGAGAAUUGGCCAUUAAGCUGUUAAAAUUAGGGACCGAAGAUUACAAUGCAAUAGCCUGGACUUGUAUUCUACAAGUAUUCAUAAACGAGAUGCGACUUGGUAAUACGGGUGAAGAAAAAGUUGUUGAUUUGAUUGAUUCAGUUCACUUUUAUCUAGGGGAUAAUGGAGCUUGUUAUCAUUCCAAUGGAAAGUUUUUAUCCCUAUCACUUGAUUUCUUGGUCAAUAAAUCAAAUAUCAAGAGAGAGAAAUUAAUCCUCAACUGUCUUGGCUGUUUUUACAAGAGGUUAAAAUGUAGCUUACUGUCGGCUCAUCAAGGAGCGGGGCUUAAUUUACGUUGGAAGGACGUUGAUAUUAUUUACAAUUUUUUUAUUCCUAAGACUUUGCCAACUUUUACUAGUGAAAUAAGUAAAUCAAUUGAUUUGAAUACUGCCAAGUUGUUAUGCAACUUACUUCCCUUGAUUCCUGACAAUUUAAAUCCUGAAAGAUUUUCCAAUUCUGUCAAAGAAUAUGUCGAUCAUGGGAAACCAAUUGAGCCGUCAUCAAGUAUUCCAAAAGAUCAUGUUACUCGAGAUCUUUACUAUUAUCUAGCUGAUUAUUACUUGAAAAACGAAGAGUUUAAAAAAGCCGUACAAUUCUACUUUCUCGAUCUAACUUUAAAUCUCAAUCGAAUUGAUUCAUGGGCUGGUUGUGCUCUCGCAAUAACAAGUCAAAUUGAUCAAUAUUUUUCGACUAACUGUCACGUUAUCUACUCAUCUAUGAAAAGGGUGUUUUUUAUGGGGGGAAGAGUAUGUAAAUUGUUUAAUAAAGCGAUCGGGUUGAGAGAGCGAAUCCAAGGUAUGGUUCGAAUAUGGAAAGUGCGCUUAUAACAUCGCGAGUUAUAUUUCACAAGCCAUGAAAUUUGGACCAGUUUUGGAGAAUUCACAAAAAGAAGAAAUUAAAAAACAACGAAAGCGGUUCUUGGACCAAGCUCGAGCUUGCUUUGAAUCAGCUAACAAAUUUGCUAAUGUUGACAAAAUUUGGCUAAAUUAUUAUUUCUUAGGAAAAAUCGCUGAGAGAAGUGACAUCUCAGAGGCACUUCGUUAUUACGAAUUAUCUUUGUCACAUUUUGUCUCAAGUGAAGCAGCUUCUGGAAUUAAUGUUCCAAUUCUAUUCAAUAUCGUUUUGGCAUCGAAAUUCACUAUCGUAUUCAUGCUUAUGCCCUCAAGUAUAAUCAAAGAGAUAAAACUCUAUCAUCGAAAAUACUGGAGGUUCUAACUCGUGCAGAAAAAAGCAUUACUUUCUUCGUUUCUGAGUCAAGAAAUGGUAAAACCAUUGAUGAUACCGAAACGGAAUUUCUGAUUUGGCUACUGUGGAAAGUGAAGACCAACGAUUAAAUCGAAAAAUCGUUAAUCUGUGUCGUGAAGCGAUGCUCAGAAUAUUAAAAUGUUCUCCCAGCCAUUACAAAGCUCUUUAUCGAAUGGCUCAUAUUUAUUAUCUUUCUAAUGAUUUUCUAAACUCUCGAAAGAUACUCACCGAACCAUUUGAACCACCAACUUAUCCACCAAGUUCUACUACUUCCGAAAUUGGGAUAAUUCAACUGAAACAGAAAAUUUCUCUCGAUUCAAAAUGUUUUCGAUCCAACUAAAUGUGAAUAUUACAUAUUCCCUGGAAUCCAGAAGACAUCAAACAACUUUAUCGAAAGACCAGGAAGUUUCUUUUCUCACAUUCGUCGAUCGACAGAUUUAUUGAUUGAUGUGAAUAAGAGUUUAGGUGAUGCUAAACAAUUAUUGAGAAUCGCAAUACUUUUGAGCUCAUCAGAGUUUAAUAGCGAAGGAUAUCUUUGUGAAACCGAUCGUGAAAAUCUUGGGAAAAAAGCAUUGGAACAUUAUUUUAGUAUUUACGAAAGUCGAGUUUGGGAAGCGAAAGGAAAUCAUAACAAUUUAAAGUCGAUUGAAGCUGAAUUAAGGCAAAUGUGCAACAAAUUGAUGGAAUAUCCUUUCUACGAACAUUCUACUAAACAAUUCCUCAAAAUCUAUUAUUGUUAAUCAAUUAUUUAUUAAUCUUUAAUGAUUAAAAUCUUUCGUAACAAAGGUUCCUAAACUUGCAAAAAUCUUUUCCGAUUUGAACGAAACUGAUAUUUUUGUAAUUUGACAACUAUUAAUAUUAAUACUUUUGUGAAUGCGAAAAAUAUUUUUAUGUAUUUUGAUUAUGAAUGGGAUAAUUUGAAUAAAUUUGGAUCAUUUCUGUUUACCAA